CCCAUGAAAUUAAUAGGUUUCAGCCCAUAUGGCCCUUCUUUCAUGGACAUGGUAGCUCUGUGUUUUGGAGGGUAAUCUCUGCACUUUCCCUGUUUUUUUUCCUACUAGUAUCAAAUCAAAGAUCGGAGAACCGAGUUGAAACCAACCGCUCUCUAAUGGAUUGAGCCAAAUGAGUUAUCCACAAACCUGAACUUUAGCAGAGUAUAUAUACAAGGAGCUGGCCAAAAGGGUCUCUCUUUCACACUUUACCAUUAGCAGAGAACCAUUCUUCAAAUUUUGGGUCCGUUUGGUUGCUGAGGAAUUGAAAGAGGAGUAAAAUAGAUUUAGCUGUCCUGAGAAUCUUAGCCUUCUCUUAGCAACGAAACGACCCAAAUUGGGUUAUUGGAAGGAACUUCCCUUGGUGUCGUCGCCGUUGAUUAGUCCGUCUCACAAUCAGGAUGCAGCUAGAGUUUACGGCUGAUACUACUAACCUGAGCUAUUGGUUGAACUGGAGAGUCUUGCUAUGUGCAAUUUGGUUAUUCACACCGAUUGUUAUAGCAUUAUUAAUGAUAUGGAAAUAUGAUGCUUCAUGCCAUUUGAAAUCUGACAGGAGAGAAACUCAGCAGGAUGCAAAUCAGGAUUUAUGCGGUGAUAAAGCGUGGAAACCGUGCCUCAAAGAAAUUCACCCAAUUUGGUUGCUGAUUUAUCGAGUAACUGCAUUCUCUCUGCUUUUGGCAACACUGAUUGCCAGAGUUGUUAUCAGUGGAGGUGGCAUAUUUUACUACUAUACUCAGUAUAGCUCGAAAGCCGACAUAUAUUCGAUUCGAUACUUGCACCUCCCCCAAAUCACGAGGGCCAACAACGGCACGCGACCUCCGCCUCCCGCCUUAUCUCCAUUGACAAGGUUCCCGCCGGCGAAGGAGCCUUCUUCGACAGCUAAUCUAAAACUUUACCUAAACUCUACUCCAAUAGACAUGGGAACUCGGAGUACGUUAUGGAGUUUUGCCAACAAGUUUUUCACAUGUGGGGUCAUAGGUGUCUAUGUUUCAGAUCGAUUUGUGGGUGUUGCUCCGGUGUGCGGUUCCUCUAUGUCGCCUACGUUAAAUCCUGGAACUACUUCUUUAAUGGGCUUGCCAAUUGAUGACUAUGUUUUGGUGGAGAAACGGUGUCUUCAAAACUACAAGUUUUCACAUGGUGACGUGGUUGUUUUCAGUUCCCCAAGCAAUCACAAGGAGAGGCACAUAAAGAGAAUAACUUUAUUACCUGGUGAGUGGAUUGGAACUCGUCAUUCCUAUGAUGUGCUGAAAAUUCCAGAAGGACAUUGUUGGGUUGAGGGAGACAACUCAUCUUCUAGCUUGGAUUCAAGAUCAUUUGGCCCAAUUCCUCUGGGUCUAGUUCAAGGAAGGGUUACCCACAUUGCGUGGCCUCCUCAGAGAAUUGGUGCUAUUGAGAAAAGAACACCCCAACACACAAUUUCUUCUUCAUAGUUGGACAUCACUUGCGAAUCCCAUUUUUUCAAGGGGAAAACAUACUUCUUUGUAGACUCCUUAUAUUUUUUACCAUAUGUCAUAGCAGCACCUUCUGAUUGGAUUUUGUUUGUCAAGGAAAAUCAAAUUAUGGAUCUUGCAACUUCUGACUCUCCUAGAGGUGCAUUCAUCAGUUCUUCAUUAUCGCAUGUAACUAGCAACAGAGUUCCAGGAUAAUCAAGUUUCUUUGUUUUAGCUCUAUUAUGGUUUUAAAUUUUAGUUAUUUUUAUGUGCUGAACCUUUGCCUAUUGAUCAUGAAACUAACAAGAAUGUACUUUGUGAUUCAAGAGACGCACACAAUUCACUAUGAGCUAUUUUUAUGUCACUUGCUUUUGGCCAAUGGAAAGAGAGAAGGGAACAAAAAAAGUUGUCAUGGCUAGUUGGAUUGGAUGUAUAACAAACAAUCUCAGGCUGGUUAAUGGCUUACAUGAAAUCAGGGAAGAAAAAAUAAAAGAUAAGGCUUCCCAAACAUAUGAAAAUGUGAGUCAAUAGAGAUGUCUUCUUAAUGGCAUAGAGCCUCUCCUCUCCUAUCGAAAUGGGUUUCUUUGCUUGGUCUAGUCAGUAAUGUGAAACGUUUAUUGUGUCCUUUGGCACCUUCUUGGAAUUAGUCUCAUGUCCGCUCAUGGCAUGUCCAUAGCUAAAAAGAAUGAGUCAUCUCUUGGAAUAUACUCAAUUGAACCUUGGGUUAUUCUUCGCACUGUCUCUUCGCUUUUACAGCUAGAAGUUUUCAUAAAAAAGAAAAAGAAGCUCCAAUGUUACCAGGAUGUAAUGUUUUCUGGAUGCUGGACAGGUGGACUUUUACCUUGCUUACCAUUUAUUUUGGGUGUGGAUCUCUUCUCUCCAUUUCUGGAUGUUGGUGGUACAAUAAAAUCAGCAGCAUGGGUACGAAUACCAGGAGAAAGACUCAAAUCCUGAAGAGGAAAGUUGUCUUCACCUAGCAGCAGCCAAAUGCAGUUAUGUCUUUGAAGCUAUGUUCCAGAUGAAUGCUGGGGCAGUGAUGCUUACUGAUUGCGUUUAUUGGAUCGUUAUAUUUCCGUUUCUCACCAUCAAAGAUUACAAUCUGAAUUUUAUGACCGUGAACAUGCACACAAUCAAUGCUGUUUUACUCCUUGGCGACGCAAUGUUGAAUUGCUUGCGACUCCCCUUUGUUCGGAUAUCUUUAUUUAUUUUAUGGACAGAUGCUUUCGUCAUUUUCCAGUGGACCAUUCAUGCUUUUGUAUCAGUAUGGUGGCCAUAUCCAUUUCUUGACUUAUCAUCACCAUAUGCCCCGCUGUGGUACUUACUGAUGGCAUUGACUCAUAUCCCA
Messenger RNA from Prunus avium (sweet cherry), 2811 nucleotides. NCBI's taxonomy places the organism in Eukaryota, Viridiplantae, Streptophyta, Magnoliopsida, Rosales, Rosaceae. The record is from RefSeq and is a predicted model, not a curated record.